Strongyloides ratti is the source of this 2301-nucleotide messenger RNA. Its product is annotated as Dendritic cell-specific transmembrane protein-like domain-containing protein. The transcript has a single exon. Lineage: Eukaryota; Metazoa; Nematoda; Chromadorea; Rhabditida; Strongyloididae. Gene Ontology annotation, cellular component: membrane. Bases 1 to 2301 code for a protein of 766 amino acids. The record is from RefSeq and is a predicted model, not a curated record.
AUGAAAAUUUUGUCAUUUUUAGUUUCAAUUUUUAUUAAUAAAAGAAGAGAAAAAUUAAGAAAAAAAAGAGGAAUAUCAUGGUUAGCUGAUCUUUUAAUCUAUUCAUCAUCAUAUGACUAUAGAUUAUUACGUUUUAUUACUACAUUACCAUUCAAUUUUAUUUUUUCAAAUCUUUUAUAUACAGUAGCAUGGGGUGAUUUAAAUUAUAUGGAAUAUUCACCUCAAUUUGCCUGGAUAUUUCAAGCUUUCAUAACAUUUCUUUUAAUGUUAUUUUUUGCUUACUCUCCAACAUUUCGUUCUAUUUUAAUUGUAGCUGUCGUUACAACAAUUGGAAGGAGUGGUCUUACAAUUGUUACAUGGAAAAUAAUGGAUAAUUUAAUAAAUGGUCCUGUAACAAAUAUGGCAGAAAAUUUUAAACAAACAGCAACUGGUAUUACUUGUUUUGUGGCAUUACAAAAAAAUGUUACAGAAGAAAGGUUUACUCUAGCAGCUGGACCAUUAGAACAUUUUAUUCAAUCAAAUAUAGCUAAAGGAAUAAAAAUAAGUAAAAAAAUUAUUAAUACAAUAAAAGUUAUCCUACAACCAUUCAAAGAUGAAGUUGAAGAAAAGACAGAAGAAGAUGAAUUGGCAGAAUCAUUAAAAAAAUAUAAAACAAGUAUUGAAGAAAGAGAAUUAUUAAAAAAUAAUAUUAAGGAUAUUGUUGAUGUUCAAAAAACAAAUAUAUCUGAUACAGUGGUAAAAUAUUCAAAAUUUAGAAGUAAUUUAGUUAAAAAAAUGGCUACAAGAAUGGAAGAUAGAUGUAUGGAAAUAUUUCGACAAAUUACAACAUCAUGUGUAAGUUAUCUUGAUAUAGCUAAAGAGGCAUGUUAUACAAAAAUACCAAAUUUUAUUGGUCAACAUAUAUGUCCUAAUUUUAAUCAAGAAAAAUAUUGUUCUGGUAUUUCAGAAAAAGAAACUAAAAAUAAAUGUGAUAAUUUAAUAUCAAAUAAUAGUGAUACAUUAUUUCCAGUUACUUUUGAUCAAGAGAUACAAAAUUUUAAAGAUAGUUCUACUCAUAUAACUGAAGAGAUGGCUAUUUCAAUGCAUAUGAAAAGAAUAGAUGGUGAAAGGAAGACUAAUGUUAAAUUAAUGGGUCAACUUUCAAAUAUGAUUCAUAGUGAAAUUCAUUAUAUACAAAUAGCUAUAGAAAGUAUGAAAGAAUUUGGCAAUUUAUGGGUUUUAAUGUUUGUUUAUAUAAUUUUUGAAGAUUCUGUUAUUUUUUGUAGAAAUUUUUUAAAUGAAAUUGAAUUUGAAAAUUAUUAUUAUACAUGGUAUUUUUGGAAAAUUGAUAAUGAAAGACAAAAAUCAAAAAAAACUUAUCUAUAUCCAUUGACAAAUGCUGAAAAAAAGAUUAAUAAAAUUAUAAAUGUAUUUGGUAAACCAAUACCAAAAGAAAAAAAAGCUAUGAAAUUACCUUUUAUUUUAUGGAUAGUUUUAACAUUUUUUGUUAUUGGUGUUAUCUCACUUGAUCAUUAUUUUUAUAGAGUUCUUAAUGUAGUUAAUAAAUAUGGUAAUAUUAUUUAUGAUAAUUCUGGUAGUAGUAAAAUAUCUUUAAAUAUAACUGGUGAAGGAAUUUUUGUUGAUUGGAUGAGAGAGAUGCUUUCAUUUAAUUAUACAAGAAUAUCAAAUAAUACUAUUACAAGUAAUUUUUGUAAUAAAUCACCAAUUAAACCAAAAUAUAUGAAUUAUUUUCAAUCUCUAGCUUUACCUUUAUUAUACAUGUUAUUUUGUCAAGUUAUAUUUAAUUAUCUUAUCAAAAGAAUAACAGUUGUCUAUAUUUUAGGAUAUAUGUUUAGAAAAAGACAAAAAACAAGAGUUAUUUAUUUAUAUAAUAAAAUUUUAUAUUCAAGAGAAAAUAUUAGAAAAAUGACAAGAACAAAAAUACGUUUUGAAGCUAAAAAAGAAAUAUUAUAUCAUCAAGAUUCUGCUUUAAUGUGGAUUUUUCGUAAAGGUUAUAUUAAAAAUUAUAUUAUUGAUAGAUUUUUUAAAUUAUAUAAAUGUCUUUUAUGUGAAGAAAGAUAUCAAUAUAUAAAAAUUAUAACAUGUAAUGCUAUAAAUUGUCCUGGAGUUUAUUGUUAUAAAUGUUGGAAAGAUAAUAAUAAUUUGUGUUAUGCAUGUUUAGCAAAAACAGAUAAAGUUAAUAGUGAAAAGACUCGAAUAAUUGAAAAAGAGGAUGUAUAUCUUGAAAAAUAUAAAAAAAUAAAAGAUUCAAUUAGAGAAAGUAAAAAAUUAGAAAAAGAGGAAAAAGAUAAUAAAAAAUAA